Messenger RNA from Meyerozyma guilliermondii ATCC 6260, 1479 nucleotides. RefSeq names its product cleavage polyadenylation factor subunit. Bases 1 to 1479 code for a protein of 492 amino acids. Gene Ontology annotation, cellular component: mRNA cleavage factor complex; nucleus. The record is from RefSeq and is a predicted model, not a curated record. Gene Ontology annotation, biological process: tRNA splicing, via endonucleolytic cleavage and ligation. Gene Ontology annotation, molecular function: polynucleotide 5'-hydroxyl-kinase activity. Lineage: Eukaryota; Fungi; Ascomycota; Pichiomycetes; Serinales; Debaryomycetaceae. The transcript has a single exon.
AUGUCUAUUCCUGGGUUUGGUGGAGAUGAAAAUCCUGUAGAAGAUCUCUCGGAAACCAAUGCCACCACCUUUCACUUGGAAGGUAAGUCCGAGUGGAGGUUUGAGGUUCCUUUCAAGACCAUUUUAAGCCUCAAAGUGACUGAAGGCGUGGGUGAAAUAUUUGGAACCGAACUUCCCCUAAAUGUACCCGUUCAAUUAACGGGGGUUAAGUAUGCCUUAUAUGCUCCUUUACCCGAGGGAUGUACAGUGGAGUACUCUACGCGGAUCAAUAGAGACCAAGCUCCAGGUAGUAGCGACAGUACUGAUAUCAGCGAGUACAUUAGUGAAGACACUCCAAUGAAUCAGUAUAUAAAUUUGCAUAUGGCGCUCGAAAGUUAUCGCCAGGAAACAGCAGACUACAACUAUUUGAAUCCUAGUUCACCGAGGUCAGGACCUAGAGUGCUUAUAUUGGGAAACAGGUCAGCUGGUAAAACGGCCUUGGCGAGAAUAUUGUCAUCGUAUGCUUACAAAAUGGACCACCAUCCAGUGUUGGUGAACCUCAAUCCCCGAGACGGUGUUUUUUCUCUUCCUGGAUCGUUGACUGCAACGCCCAUUAGUGACACUUUUGACUUGGAAAGUGCCAAUGGUUAUGGAGGAACUACAACUUCUGGUUCUGCCGUCCAUAAUCCCAAACAACCAGUGGUGAAAAACUUUGGCUUUCUCUCGCCCACCGAUAACUUGGAGCUCUACAAGUACCAGGUUUCGAAAUUGGGAGUUGUGGUGAUGAGCCGACUCGAAGAGGAUGCUGAUGUUCGAAACAGUGGUGUUAUAAUUGAUACUCCGGCAUUGAACAUCAAGGAUAUCAACGUUAUAGAAAACAUUGUUUCUGAUUUCGAAGUCAAUGUCGUUGUGGUUGUUGACAAUGAACGUUUACUCAUUGAUUUGAGAAAGAAGUUCAAGCACAAAAUUUCCAACUCACAAUUGGCGAUGGUGAAAAUUCCGAAAAGUGGAGGAGUUGUCGAGCUUGACGAUUCGUUUAUUAGGCAAUGCCAGGAAGAGACAAUCAAGGAGUAUUUUAAUGGUGACAGAAAAACGCCGUUAUCUCCAUUCAAGACUGAAGUUGACGUAAAGGACUUUAGGUACUUCAAAGGAGUAUUGAGUCUGGAUUUCAAUCCGAGCCUUUCAUUUUUACCCUCAGGAGAUUCAUACACUACAGACGAUAUGGAUGAAGAUCGAAAGAAAGAUGAAAAUUCUAUGGACAAGUUUUACACGGCUCUUGAGGACCCCGAUGCUUCUAAGCUAGAAAACUUGAUCAUUGCAAUUACCCAAUUACCUCAAAAUAACAAGCAACCAAAAGAUCUCUUGAACACUUGUGUUCUUGGCUACAUUCAUGUUUCUCGGGUUGACGAGGCUCGCGGCAAAAUGAAGGUGCUUUCUCCCAUGGUGGCUGCCAUUCCCAGAAAUAUAUUGCUAGUCACUACAAUUGGCUACACUGAGUAA